ACUUAGUCGAUAAUGUUAUAUAUUAGUAAAAAUCUAGUUGCAAUUAUAAUAAUUUUAAGUCAAACAGUUGAGGCUUCCUUGCUUUGCUUGCCUCUAUUUUAAAAGGAGCAACUGGUACAAGCACAGAAUUUACAGUUUGAACAAGACAAAUUAAGAAGAGACAGAGAGAGAAAAGAAAAGAGAAGCUAGCUAAUUAAUUAAGUGCAUAACGAUUAUGGAGGAGCAAGGAAGAGCCUCAACCAACUCUUCUCAUGAAGAAAAUAACAAGAAAGAGAAGGAUCAUAAUCAUCAUCGUAAAAUGGUGGAAUCAUCUCCUAGUACUAAUAGUUUCAAUGAUGAAGCACAAAAGAGUGGAGGUGAGAAUGGAAAAGAUGAUGGAAAUGAUAAUUUGACACCAUCUGCUUCUGAGAAUGAUAAUAAUAAUAAGGUUUCAAAUGGUUUGAAACAGGUACCAAUUAUCACUACGGAAGAGAGAAUCCAAGUGAAGCACAAUUCACCAGAAAAGAGAGAGGAACUUGAAUCAACAAAAGCUGAAAUAGGUGAAGUUAUGGAAGAAAAUCAAAGACUUAAGCAAUACCUAAAUCAAAUCACGAAGGAUUAUCAAUUAUUACAAAAGAAACUCCAUGAUAUAUCCGAACAAGACUCCAAACAAAUUAAAAAUGUCGAAACAACAAUUCCACCUCUUCAAGUACUCUCAAGGUAUGAUGAGGAUGAUGAAGAAGCAGAUCUUGUUUCCCUCAGUUUAGGAAGAUCAUCGAGUCUCGAUUCGAAGAAGAGCAAUAUUAAGCCAAGUAUUGAUACAACAACUAGUUCACCUAAUAAUAAGCGUAAAAAUGUUGAUGAAGAAGCCAAGGAAAGAAGCUUGGAUCUUGGAUUAGAGUGUAAUAAAUUCAAAGCAUCAAGUAUGGUUGAUCAUCCACAAACCCUAAUUCCAAGUUCAAGUACUCCAGAUAAUAGUUUUGAUGAGAUAAAAGAUGGUGGAGAGGAAACUUGGAGCCCAAGUAAUAAAGUUCUUAAUAAGAGUAGUACUAGUGGAGAUGAUGAAGUGGUACAACAACCCCCUAUGAAGAAAGCUAGGGUUUCUGUAAGAGUUAGAUGUGACACCCCUACUAUGAAUGAUGGGUGCCAAUGGAGGAAGUAUGGGCAGAAAAUUUCAAAGGGGAACCCAUGCCCUAGGGCAUACUAUCGUUGCACUGUUGCACCAUCUUGUCCAGUAAGAAAACAGGUGCAAAGAUGCGCUGAGGACAUGUCCAUCUUGAUCACCACAUAUGAAGGUACACACAACCAUCCACUCCCCGUCUCAGCAUCCGCCAUGGCUUCCACCACCUCCGCCGCGGCCUACAUGUUAUUGUCUAAAUCAUCAACAUCUUCAAAUCCAGGAUCACAUCCUUCUACAACAACAAUGACAACACCCAUUGAAACUAAUGGCCUUAACUUCAACAUCCUUGAAAAUAAUUCCAACCCAAAACCAUUUUAUAAUUUCCCUAACCCUUCUUCAUAUUCCACUACCCCUACACACCCAACAAUAACCCUAGACCUUACUACCACUAACUUACCUUCCACAAACCAAUUUAAUAGGGUAUCUUCAAAUUUAACUCCAAGAAACCUCACUUUUAAUUUUUCAGAUAAUAAUUCUAAUAAUAAUAGUAAUUCCCCUUUACUCAAUUGGUCAAAUGGGCUGAUGUCUAGCUAUGGCACUCAAUCCUACAUGAACAAAACCCAAAAUAGUUCACUAAACAUAGGUUCAUCAUCAAGACCACCAACUUCUUAUCCAACUAAUCAUAAUUACUCUUCUAAUCAUGACUUACCCGACACAAUUGCUCAUGCAGCCAAAGUUCUUACUUCAGACCCAAGUUUCCAAUCCAUUCUAACUGCUACAUUGACAUCCUUCAUUAGUGGCAAUAAUGGCAAUGUUAAUAGUGGAAAUGUUGGAAGUAACACCAAUAAUCCUUAUGAAGGAGAAGGUAAUGUCAACAGUAGAAGAUUUAUGGAAAAUAUUAAAUGGGGUGGCCUUAAUACAUCUUCUUCUGCAAAUUCAUCAUUCCAAUCUUCAAGCAAGGAGACACAUUGAUGAUCUAGCUAGCUAGCUACUUCUAACUUGUUGAGCAAUGUUUCUUCGGUGUCGAAUUCGAAACCAGCAGGAAGCCUAUUAAUGUUUCUUUCUCUUCCAUUGGUUUCUUCUACUUGGUGAUCAAUAUUAAUAGUAAUUCUCUUGAUAAUCAACUUGAUCAUUUUAAAAAAAUAUCAUAACAUAUUUGUAGUCGUGUAGAUAAAUAAAAAGCAAAAGAUGGUUUGGUAGAUUAUGAUUUUUGUGGCUAGUAAAUAAUUCUAGGGUUUCUUGUUUUCUCUUUUAUCUUAUGUAUCUAUCAUAUAUACUUUCCUUAAUUGAUAUCUCUUUUAAGAUUUAAGUGAUACUACUACA
Molecule: messenger RNA, 2422 nt
Organism: Beta vulgaris subsp. vulgaris (sugar beet)
Lineage: Eukaryota; Viridiplantae; Streptophyta; Magnoliopsida; Caryophyllales; Amaranthaceae
Product: WRKY transcription factor 72B
Exons: 5
Coding region: 215-2071 (618 amino acids)
Biological process (GO): regulation of DNA-templated transcription
Molecular function (GO): sequence-specific DNA binding; DNA-binding transcription factor activity
Source: RefSeq, a predicted model, not a curated record